UGUGAGUUACCUCAUUUAAUCUUUUAAGUUUCUUUGCAGAGUAGGCAUGAUCAUCUCCCUUUGCCUUUUACAGAAGAGGAAACUGAGGCUUGGGUUAAGUAGCUUGCAGUUAUAUUGUAGGAACAUCGUGUGCCCAAGCCCAAGGUUGUAAUGUCUAGAUCAUUAAUGUCUAGAUCAUUAAGGCCAGAAAGAAGAUACUGAGCACAUGGCCUGAGCACGUGGUCAAGGUUGUACCUUGCUCAGCACUUGUUGGGUGCCUGCCUUUGCUUCCCAUGCCUUUAUCAAUUUUCUCAGGUUACUCCCAGGUAUGGUAGCUAACCCAGCAUUGUUUCAGCUGUAUGUCAUUAACGAUUCUACAGCUUUAUUUUACGUGCAAACUUUCUCCCAGUUGGAAAUGAGUUUUUAAAUGACUCACAGGUCUGUGGUUUGGAGCAGAGCUGACUCUGAUCUUUGCAGCUAACUAGCUCCUUCUUCCUUAGGGACAACGGUGGCCAGACUGCACGUGGCCAUGAGCGCUUCUCAGUACUCCUAGGCUGAGGCUGGGCUGGCAGCCAUGAGGCUGGGUGGGCCCCAGGCCUGGCUGUUGAGCUUGCCCACAGCCGUGGUCUACGGCUCCCUGGCCCUCUUCAUCUCCGUUCUGCACAACGUGUUCCUGCUUUACUAUGUGGACACCUUUGUCUCAGUGUACAAGAUCAGCAAAGCUGCCUUCUGGGUCGGAGAGACGGUGUUUCUCCUGUGGAACAGCCUCAACGACCCCCUCUUCGGCUGGCUGAGUGACCGUCAGUUCCUCAGCUCCCAGCCCCGGUCGGGCACUGGGCUCUCCUCGAGGGCUGUGGUGCUUGCACGGGUGCAGGCACUUGGCUGGCAUGGGCCGUUGCUGGCGGUGUCGUUCCUGGUGUUCUGGGUGCCCUGGGCCCCAGCUGGCCUGCAGUUCUUGCUGUGCCUGUGCCUAUAUGAUGGCUUCCUGACUCUCGUGGACCUGCACCAUCAUGCCUUGCUGGCUGACCUGGCCCUCUCAGCCCACGACCGCACCCACCUCAACUUCUACUGCUCCCUCUUCAGUGCAGCUGGCUCCCUCUCUGUCUUUGCCUCCUACGCCUUCUGGAACAAGGAGAACUUCUCUUCCUUCCGUGCCUUCUGCGUGGCACUGGCCGCUGGCUCUGGGCUGGGCUUUGUGGGGGCCACACGGCUGCUGAGGCGGAGGGUUGAGGCGGCUGGUAGGGAGCCAGGGUGUCCAGAUCUGGCUGCGGAUAGUGGCCUGUAUGGAGAGGAGCUGCUUGUGGGCGGCGAGGAGGCUGGCAGCAUCACCUUGGGCCAGUACCUCUGGCAGCUGGCACAUCACCGGAACUUCCUGUGGUUUGUGGGCAUGGACCUGGUGCAGGUCUUUCACUGCCACUUCAACAGCAACUUCUUCCCCCUCUUCCUGGAGCACCUGUUGUCGGACCACAUCUCCCUUUCCACGGGCUCCUUCCUGUUGGGCAUCUCCUAUGUCGCUCCCCAUCUCAACAACCUCUACUUCCUGCCCCUGUGCCGGCGCUGGGGUGUCUACACUGUGGUGCGGGGGCUCUUCCUGCUUAAGCUGGGCCUGAGCCUGCUCAUGCUUCUGGCUGGCCCCGACUGCCCCGGCCUGCUCUGCCUCUUCAUUGCCAGCAACCGUGUCUUCACUGAGGGCACGUGUAAGCUACUGACCUUGGUGGUCACUGACCUGGUGGAUGAGGACCUGGUGCUGAACCAUCGCAAGCAGGCGGCCUCAGCGCUCCUCUUUGGCAUGGUGGCUCUGGUGACCAAGCCAGGCCAAACCUUCGCCCCACUGCUGGGCACCUGGCUGCUGUGCUUCUACACAGGUCAUGAUCUCUUCCAGCAGCCCCUACUGACUCCUCUGGGGAGUGCCCAACCCUGGCCAGAGCCCCCAGCCCCACCUCCGGUUCAGGCCCCGACACUCCGCCAGGGCUGCUUCUAUCUGCUGGUGCUGGUGCCCAUCACCUGUGCUCUUCUGCAACUGUUCACCUGGUCCAAGUUCACACUGCACGGGAGACGCCUGCACAUGGUCAAAGCCCAGCGCCAGAAUCUGUCACAAGCCCAAACCCUGGACAUUAAGACAGUGUGAGAGGUGUGGCAUGGCCACCCUGAUGAGGACACUACCCACAGCUCUGGGCAGGAGCCACUUUUGCAAGCCUGGUUUCCUGCUCCCCUGCCUUCCUUGGGUGCAGCCUGGAGGACAAAUGGCAGAAUGGGAGCUCCUGGCUCUGAGCCAAGAGUGUCACUGGGUCUAAGAUCUUGCUUGGCCAUCUGGCCCAGCUUGGGCAAGGGCUGGGCCAAAUUUGCUCAGGGACCUGCUUCCCCCUAUGGAGUAGGAGUAAGAAAAGGACCAAGAGGGAAUGGGAUUGCCCUGUGGUCUCAUGGGAUUGCCACAGGGCACAGAAGCCUAACCCACUGCCUGGCUGGGGCUCACACUUCAUGUGUGCUCAGGAACCACUUUUGGUACUGCAACUGCUCCCUUUCAUCCAGUCAGGGGAGCUGACUGUAAGUCCCACCCACCCCCUCUCUCUACCCUUCUAGUGGUUUGUCUGGUUCUCUGCUUCAGCUGUGCCUGAAGUAGCAUGCCCCUGCUGCUGACUGCUGCAGGGUUUCUUCACCCCCACCUGGCCUUCAAAGAGGUUCAGCUCAGCAGACGGAUUAAAGUCAUUCUGUUCCUGUUCCCAUACCUGAGGUCUGUGCUGUGUGUGGGAAUGGGGGGUUGGAUAAGUUCCUCAUUUAAUAUGAAAAGCACUCACAGCAUUUUUCCAAAGGUGAGUUGGGGGGCCACCCACAUCAGAUUCACAGAGAUGGCAGGGAAAACACGUGGACUGGUAAUGCAAGGGCACUUGGGAGCAAAAGGCUUUCAGGCCUGUGGUCAUAGCCCCAGGGCACUUCCGUGUACCACUGCUGGACAUUGCAGUCAAGGAAGAGAGGCAACUCUUAGUCCAGAGCCCUCAACCUUGGAGACACCAGGGAGCUUUCAAAAAUGGUGAUAUCUGUGUUCCAUUCCCCAGGUUCUGCUUUCAUGGGUCUGGAGUUCAGCCUGGGCACUGGGGUUUUGGAAAACUCUGUGGUGAUUUUACUUCUGCUCUAGGACAGUGUUUCUCAGCCUUGGCACCCCUGGCCUCUGCUUAGAUGCCAGUAGCAGCCCCCUUCUCCCAUUGUCACAACCAAACGUUUCCAGGUAUUGGCAAAUGUAUAUGGGGGGCAAAACUGACCUUGAUGGAGAACGGCUGCUUUAGGUCAAUGGUUUGUGGAAGGUCUGCAUAGUGUCUAAGAGCGUAGGCUCUAGGGCUACAUUGCCUGGGUUCAAAUCUUAGCUAAUAAAGGGCACAGCUUUGGGAAAUUAUGUGACUUCUCUGUGGCUCUACUUCCUCAUCUAUAAAAUGGAUGAUAAAAAUACACUAUGUAAGGUCAUUGGAUCAAAUGGAUUAACAAUUGUAAAGUGGCUGGCAAUUUCCCAAGUAUAUAGGUUUAAAAUGGAGAACUGAUUAAUCAGAAUAUCUGAGCAUGGGCCCCAGGAACUGCAUUUUAAUAAGCUCUUGAGCUUCUUGUACACAUGGAAGUUUUGAGAGCCUCUGAUUUCAGGG
Miniopterus natalensis is the source of this 3608-nucleotide messenger RNA. RefSeq names its product solute carrier family 68 member 1 (gene SLC68A1). The record is from RefSeq and is a predicted model, not a curated record. NCBI's taxonomy places the organism in Eukaryota, Metazoa, Chordata, Mammalia, Chiroptera, Miniopteridae.